AUGGGAAGAAAACCAGUUUUGCCGGUUGAAUUAGAAGAGGAGCUGGCAAACUAUUGCAUGCAAAUGGAUAAGAAUUACUAUGGCGUCACUGCUGCUGAUUUAAAACGAAUGGCUUUCCAACUGGUUCUCAGGAAUAAUAUUCCACAUCCAUUUUCACUGCCCAAGAAGAAAGCGGGAAAAAAAUGGAUGAAGUUAUUUAUGGCUCGUCAUCCUGCAUUGUCUUUCCGUAAGCCAGAGUCUUUAUCAAAAGCUCGUGUACAAGGUUUUACUGCAGAAAACGUUAAGACUUUUUUUGAAUUAUUGAAGCCUGAACUGCAGAAGAUUAACUUCAACCCCAAUAAAAUAUUUAAUGUGGACGAAACAGGAAUAACCACUGUACAGCAUAAAGUUAGAAAAAUCCUGACUAUGAAAGGCAAAAGAGAAGUUCACAAGUUGUCAUCUGCUGAAAGGGGAGCAUUAGUAACUAUUGUAACUUGUAUGUCAGCUUCUGGUCAGUUCAUUCCUCCGCUAAUGGUGUUUCCAAGAAAAAACAUGAAAGCUGAACUACUAGAUGGAGCACCCCCAGUCACCAUUGGUGGAUGCCAUCCAUCCGGUUGGAUACAGCCUGAGCUGUUCACAAAAUGGCUGAUACAUUUCAUGUCCAUAGUGAAACCAUCUAAAAAAGACCCUGUCUUGCUCAUAUUAGAUGGACAUUACAGUCAUACUAGAAAUUUAGAUGUAAUCGACAUUGCACGUGACAAUGGUAUAAUUAUAAUCUGCCUCCCACCGCAUUCAACUGAUCGUAUGCAGCCUUUAGAUGUCUCAUUUAUGUUUCCUCUAAAAACAUACUACGCCCAAGAGAUUGAAAACUGGUUGACCAAUCAUCCAGGGCGGGUUGUUACUCACUACCAAAUUGGAGAAAUAUUUGGAAAAGCUUAUGCUAAAGCUUGUAAAAUCGAUACAGCAGUAAAUGGAUUUCGAAAAACAGGAAUAUUUCCAAUUAAUGAAAACAUUUUCGUCGACUCACCACAUGCUCCAUCUUCAUCAGGUGCAAACAACACAACACCUUUGGCAAAUGACAACACAACACCUUUGGCAAAUGACAUCUCACUACCUUCAACUUCCACAAGGUCAAGACCAAUAACACCGACUCCAUUACCACUAUCAGGUAACUCUUCAUUCCCAUUUAUUGUUCUAGCUGAUGUGCAGCCUAUUCCAACUAUCGAACUACCCUCAACCUCAACUAGACGUGGCCAAGCUAUGAUAGUCACGGCUUCUCCACAUAAACAAGAAAUAAUGGAUGCAGAAAAGAAGCGGAAGGAGAAGGAUGAAAGACUGGCAGGAAAAAAAAGAGGAUUGUAA
Hyposmocoma kahamanoa is the source of this 1341-nucleotide messenger RNA. RefSeq names its product CENP-B homolog protein 2-like. Gene Ontology annotation, cellular component: nucleus. Gene Ontology annotation, molecular function: DNA binding. Lineage: Eukaryota; Metazoa; Arthropoda; Insecta; Lepidoptera; Cosmopterigidae. The transcript has a single exon. The coding region runs from base 1 to 1341 and encodes 446 amino acids. The record is from RefSeq and is a predicted model, not a curated record.